Cladophialophora carrionii CBS 160.54 is the source of this 975-nucleotide messenger RNA. RefSeq lists its product as uncharacterized. Lineage: Eukaryota; Fungi; Ascomycota; Eurotiomycetes; Chaetothyriales; Herpotrichiellaceae. The record is from RefSeq and is a predicted model, not a curated record. The transcript has a single exon. Gene Ontology annotation, molecular function: RNA binding. The coding region runs from base 1 to 975 and encodes 324 amino acids.
AUGUCUAAGAAGAGGAAGCACGAACAGAUUCAAGAUCGGGAAGACCUGCAAAGUACAAAGCCACAGCCAGACAAAACUUCCCAAAAUGAAGUCUCGGCAGUUCCGGCAAAGUCAAAGGGACAGCUGAAGCAGGAGAAGUCGGAACGAAGAGCAAAGAAACAGAAGAAGUCGAAAGAGGAAGCGCCAGAACAAGAUCCCUCGACGGGUCAUGCAGCACAUGUUUCCUCAUCACCUGCGCCAGUGGCAGCCGAGGGGGCCUCCACACAAGAACCGGACGGGGAGAUGAAGAAGUCCAAGAAGGACAAGAAGAAGGCAAAGAAAGAGAAGGACGACGGCGACAAGAAGAAGGCGAAGAAGGCGAAGAAAGAGAACCGCGACGGCGACGAGAAUAAGGCAAAGAAAGAGAAGGAUGACGGCGACAAGAAGUCCGCUCCAGCUCGAUUUAUCUGUUUUGUCGGCAACCUCCCUUACGACGCCACUCUUGAUCAGAUCAACGCCCAUUUCUCCAAGAUUGCACCCACCUCCGUCCGUCAUGCGACCGAGAAAGCUAGUGGAAAGAGUAAGGGGUAUGCCUUUCUCGAGUUCGACCAUUACGACAAGAUGAAGACGUGUUUGAAAUUGUACCAUCAUUCUAUCUUCGAUCCGGAGGCCAAAGGGGAGGGGAAAGAUGCAGCCGCUGCUCAGCAAGACGACAAAGAGCAGACGAAGCCGAGCGGGAAGCAGAAGGGGCGAAGAAUCAAUGUCGAGCUUACGGCCGGAGGAGGCGGCAAGAGCAAAGCUCGCAAGGCAAGAAUCAACUCAAAGAACCAAAAACUUGAAGAGGAACGAGGGCGGAGGCGACUCAAGGAGAAGGCUGAGCGCGAGCAGGGUUCUCGGAAGCACAAGGCGCCGCCUGAAACGGGUGCAAAUACGGUGGAAGUCAAGGACACUCGUGGGGACAUCCAUCCUAGCCGUCUUUCUCGAGUGAGCCACUGA